UUUUUCGGUAUAAACGGUAUAAAGUUUGAGGCGUUUGAGGAUUGUUCAGUUAAAAGAAAAUUAAAAAUAAUUUGAAAGAAAGCAGUAUUUCUAUUUAUAUAUUUUUAUUUACUUUUUUUUUAUUUCUAUUUUUAUUUUUACAUGAAAACAUUAUGAGUAAGGAUAAUGUGGAGGAUGUGGAGUUUAUUCCUACGUUUAUUAAAACAAGUGGGACGAAGAGCUACACUUCAAAAUUAAAGUUUCAUCAUUAUGAACUCAAUUGGACAAUAGAAGAUUUUGAGUUGAUUUGCAGGAGCGUUAAAACAAUUGAGUCACCGAAAUUCCCAUCAGAAAGCUCAACCAAUUGCCAAUGGUUUCUACAGGUGGGACUUACAGAAUUGACGGAAAACAAUGAAGAUAAAUUUUCAAUUUGUUUAAAAAACACCGAAAAUAAUAAAGCACGUAUUAAUGCUAAAAUUUCAUUUUUCGACAAUCAAUCGGAAAUUCGAUUCAUUCAAUGCUUUGUAACAAUGAGCGUGGUGAUUUCGGAAACUAAUUUUUGGUCAACGAGUGGAUCUGAAAUACGUAAAAAGUUCGGCAAAACUAUACCCAAAGAUGUUCUUGUUAAAUGUGAACUUAGUGUUUUUGAUUCACUAACAACGGUUGAAAAAGAACCGUUUGUAAAACCCAAAAAGUGUAAAGAUGCAAUGGAGAACAUGAAAAGUUUACUCGGUAAUGAAAAUUUCAAAGAUGUUAAGUUCAAAGUAGCGAAUAAGGAAUUCACAGCCCAUAAAGCGAUACUCGCCAUUCAAAGUCCCGUCUUCGCUGCGAUGUUCAACAGCAAAAUGAGUGAAGAGCUAACGUCGAUUGUUCAAAUAAAGGACAUAAAGCCGACAAUAUUUCAACAAAUGCUGAAUUUUAUCUACAAUGUCGAAAUUAAAGACUUGGAUAAAGUGGCACUGGAAUUAUUUUACGUGGCUGAAAAAUACGAACUGAAGGAAUUGAAGACCAACUGCAUCAACAAUUUAUACAAAAAUCUAUCUUUAAAAACAGUUAUUAAAACUCUUGAAGUGGCCGAUUUAUAUUCAAUCUUGGAUUUAAAGUCUGAAUGUCUAAAACUAUUGCUAAAGGAAUGGGAUGUAAUUAGUGAGACAAAAGAAUUGAAAAAUCUAAUACAAAAACGACCGUAUUUAACGAUUGAGGUUGUGAACAUACGUAAAAAAUUAGAUAAAGAAGAAAAUGUAGAAAGUAACAUGUCUCAAAGUUUACCUUUUGUUUUCCGUGAUUAAAGUGUUAUAAACACAAUAAUAAAUAAAUAUUUUAAGGAAUAAAAAGUAAAUAUUAGAACAAGAAUUAUUAUCAACUGUAAGUCUUCGUAGAAUCAGAAAUGUGAUAUUCCUUUAAGUAUUAAUAGGCCAACACACAUUGAAAAUUAUAAGACAAAAAUCAUACGAUUUACAUGAGAGUAAAGGAUAGAAACAUUGUUCUUUUUUAUUUCAUAAAGUAAAAUUGACGAUUUACAUCUUACGAUUUUCAUUGUACUUAGGCCCAUUACUUUAUAAAGAUUGUCUCGUCUCGCCGCCUGGGAUCUGUUUAUUAAAAUCCUAAUAAAUACAUUUGAAAAUAUUA
Molecule: messenger RNA, 1608 nt
Organism: Leptopilina heterotoma
Lineage: Eukaryota; Metazoa; Arthropoda; Insecta; Hymenoptera; Figitidae
Product: speckle-type POZ protein-like
Exons: 2
Coding region: 153-1268 (371 amino acids)
Biological process (GO): regulation of proteolysis; proteasome-mediated ubiquitin-dependent protein catabolic process
Cellular component (GO): nucleus; cytoplasm
Molecular function (GO): ubiquitin protein ligase binding
Source: RefSeq, a predicted model, not a curated record